Cryptotermes secundus is the source of this 2280-nucleotide messenger RNA. RefSeq names its product mucosa-associated lymphoid tissue lymphoma translocation protein 1. Gene Ontology annotation, biological process: proteolysis. The record is from RefSeq and is a predicted model, not a curated record. Gene Ontology annotation, molecular function: cysteine-type endopeptidase activity. NCBI's taxonomy places the organism in Eukaryota, Metazoa, Arthropoda, Insecta, Blattodea, Kalotermitidae. The transcript is spliced from 14 exons. The coding region runs from base 191 to 2170 and encodes 659 amino acids.
GCAUCCUCAUGACGUAUUGUAAUGACGAAUUUCCGACCAUACUUUCCUUGUUUGGUUCGCGGAAUCGUUAUUUAUCUAUGGUUGAAAUUGUGUACUGUGCGAAUUGUCAUUUAGGUAGAAUAUUGUAUUUAUCACAUUAUACAUGCAAUUGUAAUAAUAUAACAAACACAUUGACCAUUCGAAGUUUAGAAUGGUGACAACGAAGGUACCGCAUCCAGAUGUCAUAGUAACAGAUCUUGAAUUUGAAAUAACUAGAAAUCUGAUUGCAAUGCUUGAUAAUAAUGAUUCCUGGAAGUUGGUUGUCGAAGGAUUUAAUAGACACUACAGCCUAUUUAGUAAAAGUGACAUAAGAAUAUUUCAGAGCAAAUCAUCACCAUCAGAGGUGCUUCUAAACGAGAUUGGAAAUCGGUGUUGCACAGUUGGAGUUCUUUGUGAUAUACUGCUGCAUUGUCAGCUCUAUGAUGCAUUGUCUUUACUCAGAGAACCUGAACGUGUGAUUAUUACUCAGCAACCAUGUGACAGUGAAGACACCAAGUACAUUCCAGAAGGUACAGAUCUACGACUUGAGUGUCGAGCAUUUGGACUUCCCCCUCCCAAAUAUGUUUGGUUCCAAGGCAAUGAGGAACUAAGGGACCAGACAUCCAGUGUUCUCUUCAUCAGAGAUUUCAGUGUACAGCAUGAGGGUGAAUACUACUGCUGUGUAACUCAAGACAUUGAUGACAGGGAACUCUGCCAGGUGUAUUCCCACAGGGUUAAUGUUGAGCUACUGCCAUUACCUCCCACCAUACAUGAGCAGCCUGUGCCCUGUGUCUUGUUUAAAGAAGGUGAUGUCGUUACACUCUCGUGCAUUGCUACUGGGCAUCCAGAACCUCAGUAUGAGUGGUUCAAAGAGAAUUUUAGACUUCCUGGAGAAGAAAGUAACACAUUAAGUAUUACUGGUGUUACAGCAAGCAGUGAAGGCAGUUACAGAUGUUAUGUACACAACAUAGCUGGUGCUGUCUGGUCAAAUCAAUCAAAUAUAUCAAUGAUACUCUCUAACCCAUGUGAUGAAGAGUCUCGGCCCAGAAUUAUAGCAACAGAAAAGGUGGCACUUCUUAUUGGUAAUGAUACAUACACAGACUUGAGUGACCUCAACACACCAAGCAAUGACGUGGCUACAAUUGCUUCUAUUCUGAAGGACAUUGGAUUUAAAGUGAUUGCUCUUCGUAACCUGACACUCGGUGAGAUGAGAAAUGCUGUUCGGGAGUUUUGUCAGCUGUUACCACAAGAUGGAUAUGGAUUUUUCUACUUUGUAGGACAUGGUUUUGAGAUCCAGGACAAAUUUAUGUUACCAGUGGAUGCACCAGGAGCUAGUAAAUACCGCCGCUGUAAUAGUCUGUGUGAGAAAGAGGUGAUUCGAGAUGUAUUGGAAGUAAAGCCAAGAUUAUUUUUCAUUUUGCUAGAUAUGUGUCUCAAAGUACCGGACAGGAAUGAUAACCCAGGCAUCCAUGAGGAACUGCCAGAUGUAUUCUUGUAUACUGCACAGAGGAACCUGAUUCAGCAAUAUGCUACAACAAGUAACUUGGGUGCAUAUGAGAGACCUACUGAAGUCAAUGGCAUAUAUGUUAAUCACUUGAAGAAACAUUUGGCAAAAGAUAUUCCCAUUCUUAAUAUGCUAAAAAUGGUUCAAAAAGAAAUUGCAAAUGAAUCAGCUGAUGCAGUAGAUAAACAGGUUCCACUUACAAGUUUAACUGUUGUUAAUGAUUUCUAUUUGACAGAUCCUGUGACAGGACACCCUGAAACUGAAGCAAGAUUCCAGAAACUCAUGGCUUUACCAGCAUUAGAUACUAUUGUGUUCGAUAAUAUAGGAUGGAAGUCAUUUGUGAAAAUUCAGCCACAUAGGAACUGCUUCCAUAACAGUCUUGAUAUCUACAUUACAAAUAUGGCAAGAUGGGCAGUGGUAUGUCGCAUGGCUUGUGAGAAAUUGCAGUUAAAGCUUAAUAGAGAAGAUGAUAAUUUGAUAAUAACUAUUCACAACCUUCAGAAGACAAAGUUACCAAUAGUGUUAUCUGUGACUCUAAAGCAUCCUGAAACAGCAAAGGAGAUUGGUAGUUAUACUUUUGACUUGGCACAGCCACUUAUAACUCAAGCACACCUCUGGUUUAACUGCAGUCGACUCAUCAACGCAUAACACACUACAGAUAUGUGAGAAAUGGGAUGACCAAUGAAGAGGGGGAAAAAACAAAGGUCUAGACACUAAACCAAAAUAUGACCAUGGGUCCCAGCGGGGCCUGAUGCCAG